Apis cerana (Asiatic honeybee) is the source of this 4736-nucleotide messenger RNA. RefSeq lists its product as uncharacterized. NCBI's taxonomy places the organism in Eukaryota, Metazoa, Arthropoda, Insecta, Hymenoptera, Apidae. The record is from RefSeq and is a predicted model, not a curated record.
AACACCGUAUAAUUUUUUACUGUAAAAAAAAAAAAAUUCUCUUCGUUCUUUUCAUCAAUCGUAAAAAUAGGAUCAAUCAUCAAAUAUUCUAUCCGUAAUAUUAAAUAUUUGCUGGACAUUUUCGUAUCGAUUUGUCUCCAAGGCAUCCAUCAAUCCUGACGAAACGGCUCGAUCGUGAAACGAGGAGCCUCGAAAAUUUCUUGGCAAGCCUCGCCAAGUCGAACUUUCUAGUCCCGAUCGAGCACGAUAGACAGUCAUUCCAGAAACCGGAACAGGGAUGGAUAAACUCGAACGAAAACUAAAAACUUCGAUUCCGUCAAAGGAAACGUACAAAACGCAAAGAUAUUUCGUAAACAAACGUUAACAAUCUUAAUUUAGAGACUUUAUUCAAGAAAUAACGAUGACGAGCCUUAAAAAAGAGAAGAAAAAUGAUUCGCGUGAUCAUCAGAGAAUAAUAUCACUUUUUUAAUUACUUUGAGUACAACUUAAAUUACGUCCAUCCAGCUUCGAAUUAAUUAAUUGAUUAGAAUGUAAAACAAGAAGAGCAAAAUUUUAAGAUGGAAACGAGGAGAAGAGUUAUUCCAUCGGUAUUGCCCAUCCCUGGGCCAAGGAUUCGACGUGGCCGAGUUCCGGGGGCGAAAGUUUCGCGUUUAAAUCCUGCCGCAACGAUUGAAGAGUGACUUGGUGGCGGGCGAAGAAGAAGGCGGGCAAGAAAGAGACGAACGAGAGAAAAAUGGAUUUGAAUGAUCGCCGAUGCCAUGGCAACACCGGACAACAAGCUGUCAGAUGAUAGACACGUUCCCGGGAAAUCGAGUGAUCCAGUUGCAGUUGAUGCCUUCGUGGAACAAUAUCGAGCGAUUGGCUCGUCUUUAACGUUAACAGAAGGCGAAUAAUUGAGAGGAGAAACUUGGGGAAAUAAGAAAGGAGGAGAAAGGAAAAGUGGAAGAGUAUAAAAUGAUAAUAAAUAAAAGACUUUCAAAUAUGCGUUACAAAACAACAUUUUAAUUAUUAUUAUCGUUAUUAUUAAUAUAUAAUAAUAGAAAUAAGAAAUUUCAUUGUACGUCGAUAUUUAUCAUUUUUCCAGUCAAAUAUCGGAUAAAUAUUCACGAAAGAGUAUUGAAGAGGAUUUUCUAAAAUCCUGAAAAGUCCUUCCAAAUAUCAAGAAAGAAUCGAAACUUACAUACUCGAUGUUUCGUGUCGCAAAUUUAGAUUAAUUCCCAACUAGAUAUUGAUCGAGGAGGUAUUAAUUUCAAAGAUCGGAAAAAACCUUGGAGCUUUUCCGCGAACGAAGGAAAAUAAAGAUGAAAUGAAAGAAGAGUGGGAGGGGGGGUUAAGUACGUAGUGUCUCGCCUUACACGACCGAUAGGAAAUUAGGGGGGCGGUGCGAGUUAACGUACGUGAGUGAGUUCGACUACCCUUCGCAUUCCAACAACGGUGUGCCGCGACCAAAGUGUCGGUGUGGUAGUCUCGAGCGUCGUUCGAAUUAAAGGAAGCAAUAUAUCGUUCAACCACCCUUUGGCCGAGUGGAGGGUGGAAACGGUAACGGUGUUAGUGGCCGAGCACUGCACACCGAUUACCGGCGGUGGUGGGUAACGCCAAGUGGGUAUAUAAAUCGGUGAAAUGGCAGUGGUGGUGAACGAUCGUGUCAGGGGGCAAUGGAUGGAAGUUAGUCAGUCGGCGCUUGCUCGCGCUGCAACCACGAUGGAAGUUCAUCCAUCCUGUUUACGUAUUCCACCCCUUUCCAAUCUCGAAUCUUAAACUCGUCGUAAAAAUCUGUGUUUUCAUUUCAUCGUAACGAAGCCUCGAUGGCGAUCGAGAAAUGUCAGGAUCCGAAAAAUCGAUCAGACCAAUCAGGCAAUUGUCCUUGCAACCACCUGCGCCCCGUCGUCAGCAAGUUAGACGGCAAAGAUCCGCGGAGGAUGAGAAAUCAUUGCAGAUCUGCGCGAGUCCAUUCGCACGUGGCAAGCGUGGAACUUGUAAAGGCUCUGAGAGACCUAAGGUUCGCGUUGCCUGGAGGGAAACGCGGCAAAAGAAUGAAGAGGAACUGGGGCAAGUCGAGGUGGUGGCUCGCCAAAUUCCAGGACGAUCGAAAUCUACCAGUGGAAGAUCGAGGGGGAUCGAGAAAUCGAUUCUUUACUCUAGAUUGGAAUUAGCCGAGAGGUUGAGGCUCGCUUGGCAAAAUCGAGAGAAGAACAAAGCUAAUAUCAAUAUCUUCUUGGCUCGUGAAACUUUGGACGAGAGAUGUGACUCCGAAAUAUCGAACGGCACCGCUCCAUCGUCUCCUGUGCGAAUAAACGACGAAUCCAAGAUCGAGACUCCUCUGGAUAAUAAUUAUAAAACGAUACGAGACGAAGAUCGGGAGAAAGAAGACGAGAAAGUUGUUAGAAAAUUGGGAAACAAUGAUGCGACAACUUCAGGAAGAAUUGACGACAAACUGCAUGUUAAUUUUCUACCUUUGGAGAAGAACAAAGUUUCCGUGCAGGCGAAGAGCAAAGAACGGGAGAAGGUUGAUACGGAAAAGGAGCGGGUAAACGAGCAAAUAUCGAGGAAUUCAAGCGUCGACGAGUACGUUUCUAUUAAGAAAAAACAGGCUUCCGACUGUUCGAAUCAUCGAGGCACGUCUACGUCAUUACCAUCGAUCAAGAUAGAAAAUUCCACUUUGGCAAUCGCGAAGACCUCGAGGGAAGAUUUCUCAUCGGCUAAGCAAAAGCGUGCAAGUUUUCAUAGCGGCACUAACCGAGCCUUCCUCGACCCGAUCAGAUCGGAGAUCAAAUGGAGCUCGGAGAAAAAUUCGUUUCAGAAAUCAUCGAUCGACAAUCGCGUCACGAUCGUCGAAAAGAAUUUUUCAAAGCAAACGAUCGGGAAUAAAGAGAACGAUACAGCGGACGAGAAAAAUACGCCCAGAGAAAAUAAUUCUCCGUACGACUCGAUUACGAACGAGAAAGACGGGAUGGAAAAGAUAGCCGUGGUCGAUAAAUCGAAUUGCGUAGAUAAUAAAAAUGCGCAGAUAAAAACAGUGAUCGAAAAUAGAGAUAAUUUGCAAGAUGAUAAAACGAUAACGCCAAGGGAGAUGGAUCGAUCCGAUUCGACUUGUAGAAAAAUCUCGUCUACGAAUGACGUGCAAGUAUCAUCGAGAAGUAUCAUCGAGAACAAAGAUGAUUCUACGAUCGAUAAAUCUUCGUCUUCGAGGAAUUUUAACUCGAUGAACGAUAAAAAUCCGCCGAUAAAGAAAACGGUGGAGAAUCAAAAGAUCGAGCAGAAAUCAAGGAGGACUAAUUCUGCGCCGCCGCAACGGCGUUUCGAAUCAAUUUCGCCUAAUAAUAAUCGGGUUCACGUUAAUAUUGGGAUUGACUCGAUGAGAAAGAACCGUAAUCAAAAAGAUCAAGAUGUGGAUUGUAAAUAUAACACGAUGGAAAAGACAGAUACGGCUGUAACAAAGAUAUCGUCGAGUCGAGGUGUGAGAUCGGCACCGUUAAAGAGACGAUCCAGAAGUGCAAAAAGACGUUUUUGCGGCGGAGGUACGUCGAAAAAUGAGGAGGAUGGAAAAUCACGGAAUAGAUCCGGCACUCGUGCCGGAAAGAAUUCGAUCGAUUCAAGAACAAUGGACAUCGUUACGAUGGUAUCCCUUGUUAGUUCUGCGGACAGCGAUAGCGAUAUCGAAAAUUCAUUCAGGGAUGAUAAAUUAAUUGACGAGUUGCGUAGUAAACUACCCACCACGUCGAUCAUUAAAACGUCGAUUAACUCAGCUUUGAGUAGCGCGAGGAGGCCUAUCAAGUCAGUUUCCUUUCAAAAAGAUUCUUUCGACGAAGAAGAAUAUAGUCCAUCAAAGGAGCAACAACUCUCGCCGAAGGAGGAGAAAAGAACGACAGAAUCGUGGUUGGCGAUCAUCGGUAACCAACGUGGAGCUACUUCGUCGAAAGAAGAAGCGGUGUCUUGGAAAACGGAUGUUACUGGUGGUGGUUUGACCCUUCCCAUCCUGGCAUUGAUUCACGACAUUGAAGAGCCGCUUGAUGUUCCGUUGACUGAUCGCGAAAAGAGAUGCCUGGCUGUGCCUAUUUGUGAUUUACACGAUAAAAAACGGAAGUUAUUGAAAACUCGUAAUACGUCAUCACGAUCUGGAAUAGAAAGACAGAUAACAUCUAUGAAAAUAAAGAGAGAGACACAAGAAUCACCGAUAAUAAUCUCUCGAAAAAUCGAUAUUUCCGCACAACAAUCCAAAACAACUAUAAAUAAUUCUAUUGUGAAUGCAAAAACUACAUGUAUACUACCUUCGAAGGAAACUCUUCAUAUGCAAUCUAUCGAACCACAAUUUCAAACCAACAAAGAAAAGGAAUGUUGGCAUCUUUAUAAGAAAAUGUGUGAUAAAGGCGUUUGCGUUUCUUUUGAUACGGUUUUAAGGGGCAUGCUUACACCAACGGAAUAUCGAUUAAGACAGAGAGAAGUCUUACAAAAUUUAUGACAAAGUAUAAUCAUUUUUUUUCUUUUGCUUAUAUAUUGUUGAUACUUUUAUAAAAAGUUUUAUAAAAAGCUACAGUUGUUUAUUAUCUUUAUCUGAAAACAUAAACAGUAAUAUUAAAAUAAAACAAUGGAAAUGCUCGAAAUCGUACAAUAAUCUGAGCUUGUAAUUUAGAAUUUAAAAUAUUGUAUUUUUUUUAGAUUUUACGAAUUAAAUAUAAAAAUAUAAUUUGUAAAAAAUCUUUAUCUUUUUGGCGAAUAAAAUAUUUUUAGGGAAUCAA